UUCUCUUCACCACAUGACAUGCAUCAGUCUUCUCUUUCCUCUGCUCACAUGCUGUGAGAUUAUUCAAACACACCCUAAAUGACAAGCAAGCCAGACCCCCUCACUCUUGCUCUGUGGCGCCACAAAGUGCAGAAAUAGCAUCUUGUAAUUACUUUGAUAUGUGUAGGAAGAAUUGAAUAAACCACAGCCAAAGAAACCAGCAAGUUUGCGAGUGGCCUGCUGAACUUCCUGUCAUUCGAAUCAACACUGUCUACUCAGAGGAAUGGGCGGUGUGACAGUGGGGAUCCUUGUUAUCGUACUGGUUUUGCUGAUUCUAUUACUAUUUUGCUCCUACAAGGAGCUGAACAAGCAAGCAAAUGGCAAAUAUACCGUCCAAGAGAUAUUGUUCAAGGAAGGAGGGCUCAGGGAUCAAGCGAACAAUGCAGUGAUGACUGUGAGAGCAUGGAUCGGCAUGUUGCCUGAAGGCAAUGAAGAAGGAGAGGAGAUGCAGAGAGUUGAGUUUGAGGAAGGGCAGGAGGAGGGGUAUGGAAGUCAGCAGGAAAGCGACAACGAUGGAGAAAAUGAACAAGACGAGAAUAACGAAGAAAGUAGUAACACAAAUGACAAGGAAGAUGAUGAGUCCAGUUCGGAUAGCUCGGAAGCAGAAGAGAGAGUCAGGUUAAUGGAUACACCUGAGGUAAAGAUUGAGAUGGUGGAAAAGCAGGAGGACAUGGUGGAGGAGCAAAGGCCAGUGGAAGUGAGUGGUGGGACUGGGUUGUUGAUAGAUCUAAAACAGUUUUCAGGAAGUGCCAUCUGGUCCGAAGAAGGUGGGGGUGAGGGUCAGAGCAGCGAUACAACUGUACUCUAGAAGAGAAAAUACACAAAGACCAAAAGUCCAGCUAAACCAAAGUGGCUUUCAAGCAAUGGCUCCCCCAAGACGAGGCCAGGGGUGGCCAUGAAUUGCUGUCCCACCCCCAGAAAAAGACAGUUUUAAUAAAUCAUAUUAAUGUUCACUCAAACCCUAAACUGAUCUUAUUUAUUCAAGACAUAAUUGUAAAACAAAAUAAAACUAAUUCAAUUAAUGAGUAAAGAAAUAACCAUAGUAAAAAAAUACAUAUGUUUCUGCUGCUCACCAUUUAAAAAAAGUUUUUAUCUCCAUAGUUUUUUUGUGAACACAUGCAGCAACAGGUGACUUAAACUAAAAAAAAAGAAACAUUUUAAAAUAACAUGUGAAAUAACAUUUUAAAUAACAAAAUAAUUUUUCUGAAAUGUUUAUGUUUGUAAAAUUUAAGUUAAAUGUUUUGGAUAAGUACUGUUUUUUUUAAAUAAGGAUGAAUAAAGGAGCAAUGCAACACAUCGCUACAGACUAAACUCUUCCAGAGUCACCACAAGGACCAAUGUGGUGAGCCACCCCAAAAAUUCUUUGGCCCCGUCCGGCCACCCCAUCAAAAUUUUCUGGAGGCGCCCCUGCUUUCAAAACAUCCUUUUUGUUUUCAAAGCCGAUAAAGAAAAACCAGAAAGAACACAGUGUAAGAUAAGACAACAAAGAAAAGAGAGAAAAACAUUUUCCUCAGUGGUGGGCCUCUGGUCCAAGGGCUGCUUGGUGUCAAGGAAUCAGAAGAAAAAAAUGUUUGUUCAAAUAAGCUGUUGUAAAAAAUGCACUUACAUGUAUUUCAAACUUUUCCAUUGCAUGUUUUAUAUUUUACAUUGCUUUGAACAUUGAGUUAUUUUGCAUAAUUUUUAAUAAACACUUUACCAUGUC
Nothobranchius furzeri (turquoise killifish) is the source of this 1741-nucleotide messenger RNA. Its product is annotated as histone-lysine N-methyltransferase SETD1B. The record is from RefSeq and is a predicted model, not a curated record. Lineage: Eukaryota; Metazoa; Chordata; Actinopteri; Cyprinodontiformes; Nothobranchiidae.